Messenger RNA from Botrytis fragariae, 1476 nucleotides. RefSeq lists its product as uncharacterized. The record is from RefSeq and is a predicted model, not a curated record. Bases 1 to 1476 code for a protein of 491 amino acids. NCBI's taxonomy places the organism in Eukaryota, Fungi, Ascomycota, Leotiomycetes, Helotiales, Sclerotiniaceae. The transcript has a single exon.
AUGCCUCGUUUCUCUGGUCGUUCCUUGUCCUCACCAAACGAAUCUAGAAAGUCUUCGCAGCCUCCUGUCAAGGGUCACGUUGACCAAUUCACUGAAGAUGGCAAUAUAGUAUCUGUGAAGGCCGAUGAUGGCACUGAUAGGAAAGACAGCACUGCCUCAUCCAUAAAAAGCGUGAGUAGUGUUGUAUCAUUCAGCCCCAAAGUUGCGGUUGAGAUGGAAAAGGAUACUAUCGCACUCAGGCCGCCCAUACAAGCACCACCGCCAGCCAAUAUAAAAAAUCUCGUUCCCAUGAUGAACUGCGGUUUGUGUUCCAAGACUACAAUGGUGGUCGAGUCUCCAUCACUUGAUAAUCUUGAUAAAAGGCUCAAAACAUGUCUUGAAUUCAUAACAAAGCGUGUUAAUGACACAACGAUAGCAAAGGAGAAGAAUCCCAAAUGGUACGAAAAACAUACAUCGUUUCAAAAAUGGGGGCAAGAUUUGGAGGACAAAUCCGAUCCGAGGUACUUAUUCGAGAUACGAAUUGUAAUGCCAGGCAGAAAGGAUGCAAAUAGUCAAGAAAAAUACAAUACGUCUUUCUGGUUACCCAGAAAUUGGGACCCAGCUACUCCAAAAUCUCCCCACGUUCGUGACAUAAUCCUUUGGCACUUAUUUGGUGGACCUUUUCGAGUCUAUCCAGGUCAUUUCGAUUGUUCAAUGAAUGAUCCCGAUGAUUGUCACCGUUCAUGUCAAUCAACAUUCAGGACCAAAGGUUUGAAUGAUUUCAAACGUGUUGAGAACGUCGAAGCGAUGACUAUUCGCAUGACAUGCAGGUGUGGUUCAAAGAAUGAACUGGAUCCUAGGUGGCGUGUAAUUUUGUAUAAACGAAUGACAUCUACAGAAAAGAGGAAGCAUGAAGAAGAUGCUGACCUGAAGAAAUUUGCGAAAACUCAAAAUUCUCAAACCUCAGGGGCUAACGUGGUAGGGAACUUUGGCAUCAAUUUUGGGGCAUCUUCAGGGGGUCUACUUGAAUGUGCAACGGAGGAUAGCAGACAAACGAUUGAAGAAGCCGACCGAGUCACGCAGAAGCUUGAGGAGAAUAUGAAUAAUAGCAAGUCUCUCGUAGGCGAAAAUGCUCUACCAGGAAUUACGGAAGAAGCCAACACAGACACCACGAAUGAGCAGGCGAAAUUGGGAAUUCAAAAUUCUUCAUCCAUCGACAAUGAGAGCAUUGCAUUCAUCGAUUUUGGUGCUGAUAAGGACAAUAAUUCAGAAGAACAGAAUAGAGCUGGAGAACCGCAACCUUCCGUACUCAAAGAUGAGAGCAUUCCACCAACUGGGACUCGUCGGAACGGCGAUGAAGAAAAAGAAAACCAAAUUCAGCAAUUCGAAUCUUCAGUAGUUCAAAAUGAGAGCAUUUCAGCUACUAGUUUUGAAAAUUCACAGAACUCUGAUUCAGAUGGACGAGAUGCAUUUCAGAACUGGCAAUUCCAAGAUUAG